AUGCGCAAUAGGCAAAAACCUCUUAGGGUUCCUGAACAUGAGUUAGUACAGGAUGUUGUAACAAGGUGGAAUUCAACACAGGCAAUGCUUUCACGUCUGGUGGAACAACGUCGUACUCUCACGGAUAUAUUGUUAGACGAGAAAGUGACAAAAAAAGCAGAUUCCGCUGUAUUUCUUCCUAAAGAUCAUGAGUGGGAAUUGAUGAAUGAUAUGUCCACAGUUCUUAUGGACUUAUCUAAUGUAACGACGUACAUGUGUUCAGAAAACAGCGUAUCUUUGUCUGAGGUCUAUCCGAUUGUAUGUGGAUUAAUAAGAAGAAGUUUAAAGGUACAAGAUUCUGACGGAGUUAUAAUUCGUAAGACCAAAGAUGUCAUCAGUGAUGAGUUGAAUCGACGUUAUCAACCAAAUGACAAGACUGCCUGUUCCACACCUGUAAUUGCAUCACUAAUGGACACCCGAUACAAAAAGUUAACUUUCUUAUCUUCUGAACAAAGAAAAACGGCAGAGGAAUUUUUAGAGGGUCUUAUCGAUGAAAUGCCUCUAAAACGGUUGACAGAGACAAGCGGCUCCGAUACUCCGCCACCAAAGAGACAACGACGACCAAGUGGAAUUGACUUUUUGCUUAGUAAAUCGCCUGACAAACCGGAGUCUCAAGACGAGUUAGAACUACAAAGUUAUUUACUAGAUAAAUCUGAUUUCAAUAAAUCUCCACUUGAAUGGUGGUCAGAAAACAAGACGAAAUACCCACGUUUAUCUAUAAUUGCAAAACGUGUGUUAGCAGUACCAGCAACGUCCGUUCCUUCUGAGAGGAUAUUUUCAUGUGCCGGACUUGUGGUUACUAAACUCAGAAACAGACUUUCAGCUGGAAGUUGUAUAUCAGAUAAUUUUUUUAAACAAGAACAAGAUAAAAGUCACCUGCAUUGA
Messenger RNA from Mytilus trossulus (common blue mussel), 924 nucleotides. Its product is annotated as E3 SUMO-protein ligase ZBED1-like. The transcript has a single exon. The coding region runs from base 1 to 924 and encodes 307 amino acids. Lineage: Eukaryota; Metazoa; Mollusca; Bivalvia; Mytilida; Mytilidae. The record is from RefSeq and is a predicted model, not a curated record. Gene Ontology annotation, molecular function: protein dimerization activity.